This is a messenger RNA of Stegostoma tigrinum, 2901 nucleotides long. RefSeq names its product metalloreductase STEAP4-like. Lineage: Eukaryota; Metazoa; Chordata; Chondrichthyes; Orectolobiformes; Stegostomatidae. Gene Ontology annotation, molecular function: cupric reductase (NADH) activity; ferric-chelate reductase (NADPH) activity. Gene Ontology annotation, cellular component: plasma membrane; endosome. The coding region runs from base 94 to 1548 and encodes 484 amino acids. Gene Ontology annotation, biological process: copper ion import. The record is from RefSeq and is a predicted model, not a curated record. The transcript is spliced from 5 exons.
ACACUCUUUAAAUAUGAGGGUCAGUUUGAAAGAUAAACACCAGCAGGCUGUAUCUACACAACAUCCCAAGUGAAAACUUUGUUUACUCUUGAAAUGUCCUCGUUUUCCAGUCAGUCCAACCAAAAUAACGAAGAAAUGGAUAUCAAUUCAACAAGCUUGAUCCCUCUUCAUCAGACUAGCACCAGAAAAAGAUUGGACAAUAAGCGGGAGACAAUCUGCAUUUUUGGCACUGGCGAUUUUGGAAGAUCCUUGGGCAUGAGACUGCUCAAGUCAGGUUACCCAGUGGUAUAUGGUAGCCGAGACCCAAAGAACACUACCCUGCUGCCAAGUGGAGCACAAGUGUUUAGCCAUGUGGAGGCCCUGAAUACAUCCAAGAUCAUUUUCUUGGCAGUUCACAGGGAAAACUAUGAGUUUAUUUCAGCCCUGUCUGACCAGCUGGAUGGAAAGGUGCUGGUGGAUGUGAGCAACAACCUCAAAAUGAAUCAAUAUCCUGAAUCCAAUGCACAGUAUCUCUCCCAGUUGGCUCCCAAAGCAAAUGUGGUGAAGGGAUUCAACACAGUUUCAGCCUGGGCUCUGCAGUCUGGGAGCAUGGAUGCCAGCAGCCAGGUUUUUGUUUGUGGGAAUGACAAUCGUUCUAAGCAAUUGGUGAUGGACGUUGCCAGGAGCAUAGGCCUCACUCCUCUAGACCAGGGAUCCCUUCUAGCAGCUGAAGAACUGGAGAACUACCCUCUUCAGCUCUUUCCAAUGUGGAGACUACCCCUUUAUAUAACAGCUGGCCUCACAGUAUUCUUCUUCUUGUACUACGUGGUGCUUAAAGUGAUCUAUUCUUAUGUGGUUAAGAACACUGAUCAGACCUAUCUGAUAAUGAUUUCCAUACCAAAUCAUAUUUUUCCAAUUGUCUCUCUCAUUCUGCUUGGUUUGGUUUAUCUGCCGGGUGUCAUUGCUGCAUUCCUUCAACUCUACAGAGGGACAAAAUACAAGCGAUUCCCUGACUGGCUGGACAGGUGGAUGUUGUGUCGAAAGCAGCUUGGGCUUGUAUCAUUUGCCUAUGGCUUCCUUCAUGUUUUCUACUCACUGGUCAAGCCACUCAGAUAUGCAUCUUAUUGGAGCCAGGUUAAUUAUAUUGUAUACCAGGUGCAAAAGAACACAACCUCAGAACUGAAGAUGGAAUGGGCAUGGCGUGGUGAUUUGUUCUAUGCAUUUGGAAUUUUAGGCUUUUUUGUCUUCUGCUUACUUGGAGUAACAUCCCUCCCAUCUGUCAGCAAUACAAUGAACUGGCAAGAAUUCAGAUUUGUUCAGUCAAAGUUGGGUCACGUCACACUGCUUCUGUGCACGGCUCACGCUGCUGUACUUGGAUGGAAUCGGUUUCUAAGAUCUACAAUGUAUAAAUGGGGUCUUCCACCAGGGUACAUGCUGUCGAUGGUGAUUCCCUGCAUUGUACUGAUUCUAAAGCUGAUUCUCAUAACUCCAUGUGUGGAUAGAACGAUCACAAGUAUCCGUCAGGGUUGGGAAAGGAGAAGAAAUGACUCAGGCAACCUAAAAGUUUGACCAAAAAGUAUUCUGCCUGAAUAAUACUGCCUUGAAAGUUUAUAUUUAGCCUAUUCCAAAUAAGAAUAGUGGAAAAAUGUUGGACACUGCAAAAAUCCAUGUUUCUUAAAUAUUCUAAUUCCUGACUAAUUCUAGAGAAUAAGUUAUCCUAUUAAAACCCAAUACCCUCUCUCCCCCCUCACAUUCCCUCUAUUCUGUUACUAACAUUUCCAUUGAUCUAACAGUGAUCUAUAUAAUUAUUAUCUCGCUUCAACUGAACUGAAAUUAUAGAAAACAUAAUAAAUGAUGUUUGUGUUGAUAUAUCUACUCAUCUCUGAAAUAUUUCCAAAAUAGUUUGUUUAACCGUUACUGACAAUAUAAGAGUGACAAUAACAGUUCAGCAUUUGAAAACACUGCUAAGGAGCAUCAGGAGAGAUUGGAGACCAGUCUAAUACCAUCUGUUCUACACUAACGUAAUCUCCCAAGUGAUUACAACAGAAAAUUAUUUGUUCUCUUGCAUGUGCUUUAGAUCUCAAUACCAUUUUGAUGUUGAUAUGCUCAGCAUCUGCAAUGCACAAGACCCAUUAAGCCUGCACAUGCAUUGAUCAAACUAGCAGUGCCUAAUACUAGAAAUGCCUUUGAAAUUCCUAAACGUGGGAGGUUUUAAGGCUCCCCCAUUGGCCCCAGAGGAAGCACCAUGCUUCCUGCCUGAACUUCCACAACAACCCCCAGGCCCACUAAUUCUCACCACAAAUUCCUUUGCCUGAAUUUCUUGCUAAAGUGAAAAUUGGGCCUGCGGAAACUGCUGGAUUUCCUUAACUCCACAAAGCACCCCACCUCUGUCAGUAAGUGCAGGUUAAAGGCAGCUUGCUGAUAAUGUUCUAAUACAUCAUACCCUUUAAAGUAACUUGGGUCUUCAUGAAAUCUGAUCAGAUGGGUUGUGGGAGAUCAACCUGUCAGCUAUCCACUACUCAACAUACAAAUAAAUUGAUUAAAUAUUGAACUGUGGUCAUGGAUGUCAUUUUUGUUGAGCUUCAGUGGUAUUGCAGUGACAUUGUUAUUGAGACAGAUCUUUAUUUUAGAUUUAGUACAACGCAGUCUUUAAAAUUAUAUUCAAUCAAAUACAUAUAAACAUUGUAUGCCAAAAGUUAAAAGGUGUGUUGAUUUAUAAUGUCAUCACACAAAAAUGAGAUGAAAAUUACUGAAUCUAUUUCCUGAACCUUAUGCAGUGAACCUUUCAUUGUUUUUGUACAAAUCUAACAUUGUAAUUCAAUGCUGUAUCUCUGAGUCAUAGGAAGCAGUUGCAAGUCUCCAAUGAAUGUCACCUUUGAGCUGUGCAAUACAGGAGCAUAAAUGAUCAAAAGUCAUAAUCAA